ACGGACGCUGGCACUUUAUUUUGCCGAGCUGUCACAUUCGUGUGUUUUCUCUUGUCUGAUGAAAUGUGCUACUAAAGUUUCUCAUAGAUUUGGAGGGUUUUUCUCAGUAAAACAUCCAUUGGUUGUACUCUGGAGUGAAUCUUGCUGGAUCGUACUUAAAAAAGUCAGUGAAAGAUUCCGUGUGAUUCGCAGAUCGUAGAGAGUUAUGGAUAAUAUAGCGGCGGAAGAGUUACAUCGGCUACCGGAGACUAUCAACUUUCCGGCCGAGGAGGAAAAGGUGCUGAAAUACUGGAAAGAUGAAAAAGUUUUCGAGUCUUGUUUGAAGCAGUCCAAAGGGAAACCAAGAUAUACGUUCUAUGACGGUCCACCGUUUGCCACCGGUUUGCCUCACUACGGUCACAUUCUGGCCGGCACGGUUAAGGACAUUGUGACUCGCUAUGCCCACCAGCAAGGCUAUCACGUGGAACGUCGCUUCGGGUGGGACUGUCAUGGACUUCCGGUGGAGUACGAAAUUGACAAAACGCUGAACAUUCGUGGCCCGGAGGAUGUGGCCAAGAUGGGAAUAAAAGCGUACAACAACGAGUGCCGCAAGAUUGUCAUGCGAUAUGCGAACGAGUGGGAGCAAAUCGUGGGCCGGAUGGGGCGUUGGAUCGAUUUCAAGAACGACUACAAAACGUUGUAUCCGUGGUAUAUGGAAUCGAUUUGGUGGGUGUUCAAGCAACUGUACGUCAAAGGGUUGGUUUACCAGGGCGUGAAGGUGAUGCCAUACUCGACGGCUUGUACGACGGCCCUUUCGAACUUCGAGUCUGGGCAGAACUACAAAGAAGUGACCGAUCCGGCCGUGUUCAUUUCGUUCCCGAUUGUGGGCGAUAAGGAUAAUGCUGCUCUCGUCGGUUGGACAACAACACCGUGGACUCUACCGUCUAAUUUGGCUUGCUGUGUCCACCCCGAGUUGAUUUACGCCAAAGUCAGGGAGAUCAAGACAGGCAAGGUGUUCGUUAUGAUGGAAUGUCGUAUUGAAUCUCUGCUAAAAAGUCCAGAAAAUUACGAAAUUUUGGAACGGUUUCCCGGUAAAACGCUGGCUGGACUUAAGUACGAACCUUUGUUCGAUUACUUUCGUAAAUACGAUCAAGUUGCCUUCCGAGUGUUGGUUGACGGUUACGUUACGGAAGAAUCCGGUACGGGAGUGGUUCACCAGGCUCCGUAUUUCGGUGAGGAUGAUUAUCGGGUGUGUUUGGCAAAUGGUGUGAUCACUCGGGAUCAGGAAAUUGUCUGUCCGGUUGAUCCGAGUGGCAAAUUCGUUGAUCCCGUCACCGAUUUCAAGGGGCAAUACGUGAAGGAUGCUGAUAAAAAUAUUACGAAGUUACUCAAGGAGAGAGGUCGAUUAGUUUUGGUUAGCCAGGUGAAGCACAACUAUCCGUUCUGCUGGCGGUCGGAUACACCGUUAAUUUACAAAGCUGUCCCGUCGUGGUUCGUUCGCGUUGAACAUAUGACCAAGCAUUUGCUCAGUUGCAGCUCGCAGACCUACUGGGUUCCGGAUUAUGUCAAGGAGAAGCGCUUUGGGAAUUGGUUGCGUGAUGCACGCGAUUGGGCUAUCAGUCGCAAUCGAUACUGGGGAACACCGAUUCCGCUGUGGAUUUCCCCCGAUGGACAGGAGAUCGUAUGCAUUGGGAGCAUUGAAGAACUGGAGAAGUAUUCCGGUGUGAAAGUAGACGAUCUCCAUCGUGAGAGUAUCGAUCAUAUUGAGAUCCCGUCUGCCGUUCCGGGUAAUCCCUCACUGAGGAGAAUUCCGGAAGUGUUUGACUGCUGGUUCGAGUCCGGGUCUAUGCCGUUCGCCCAGAAUCACUAUCCGUUCGAAAAUGCGUCAGAUUUUCUCAGCAAUAAUUUCCCUGCGGAUUUCAUUGCCGAAGGAAUUGACCAAACACGUGGGUGGUUUUAUACGCUGCUUGUGGUGUCGACUGCUCUUUUCAAUAAGCCACCAUUCAAGAAUCUCAACUGCACGGGUCUGGUGCUUGCCGGUGAUGGGCAGAAAAUGAGCAAACGAAAGAAGAACUAUCCGGAUCCCAUGGAAGUCGUGAACAAAUACGGAGCGGAUGCAUUGCGAUUGUAUUUGAUUAACUCUCCGGUUGUACGAGCUGAAAAUUUGAGAUUCAAAGAGGAAGGUGUGAAGGAUAUCAUCAAGGAUGUGUUUCUACCAUGGUUCAAUGCGUUCCGCUUCCUGCUACAAAAUAUCGAUCGAUUUGAGAAGGAAGAUAAAGUAGUCUACCGGUACGAUGCCGUUCGUCAUGCCGAGAACCGCUCCACAAACGUGAUGGACGUUUGGAUUACCUCAUUCAAGGAAUCCUUGCUGGAAUUCGUUUCACUUGAGAUGAAGGCAUACCACUUGUACACCGUGGUUCCGCGACUGACGAAGUUCAUCGAUCAGCUGACAAAUUGGUAUGUGCGCAUGAACCGGAAGCGUAUCAAGGGUGAGUUUGGCGUUGAUGACUGUUACCACGCACUCGAUACUCUUUAUGACGUUCUGCUCGCUAUGGUUAAGAUGAUGGCUCCGUUUACGCCGUAUUUGACUGAAUUCAUGUUCCAACGACUGAGGCUGUUGAAUAAAGAGAAGAUUGAGGGUAGUGUUCACUUCCAGAUGAUGCCUGCUUCGGCCAAGAAAUACAUCAAUGUUCCGAUCGAAAGAGCCGUCUCAAGAAUGCAAGCGGUUGUGGAAUUGGGCCGUGUCAUGAGGGAUAGAAGAACCGUUCCGAUCAAGUAUCCACUGACUGAAGUUAUCGUUAUUCAUCAGAGCAAGGAAUAUUUGGACGAUAUUAAGUCACUCGAAAAUUUCAUUUUAGACGAAUUGAACGUACGUAAGAUUACGCUAAGCUCUGAUAAGCAAAAAUACGGCGUUAAACUAAGGGCUGAACCAGACCAUAAGGUUCUAGGGGUUAGACUUAAAAAUGAUUUCAAGCAGGUUAUUCAAGCCGUGAAAGCACUGACCGAUGAGCAAAUUGCGGAACAGCUGAAGGUUGGUCACUUCAGUGUAAUUGGGCAUCGCAUUGAGCUGAACGAGUUGAGACUGAUUUACCAGUUUGACGAGAAGCAAUCCGGGGAGCAGAACUAUGAAGCACACAGCGACAAUGAUGUUUUAGUGUUGCUCGAUAUGACCCCCAACGAAGAGCUCAUGAAGGAAGGUGUCGCUCGGGAAAUCAUUAAUCGCAUCCAAAAGCUGAAGAAAAAAGCCAAAUUGAUUCCAACGGAUCCUGUUAUCAUUUACUACACGGUUAGCAAAGAGGGCGAUAUUAAAAGUGUUGCGGAAAGUCACCAGGAUUUUAUUGUUAAUACAGUUAAAUCCCCUUUCCUCCCACAUGGUCCGGAAGCUGCCACUAAAGAAGUGUUGAUUGAAGAGUCGCAGGAGUUGAAGGGUGUUCAGCUUAACAUUGUUAUCUGCUCGACAAAAGAUCGUCCGAUUCCUGCCAGCCCGUGGAUCAAUUUGGUUCUAGAUAAUGAAAUCGUUCCGCGGUAUCAGAGAAAACUCUCAAGAUUUGCAUCCGUUUUACUAACAUCCGUUUGCGGUAAUAAUCUUACUCUCGAACAGUUAAAUGAAGAGAUCCACAGCUUGUUUGGAUUGAACGAUCAAACGUUUAACAUUCUUACGGCCAAUGGGAAACCUCUUACUAAAAUUGAUGGACUUCUUUUGAACCAGCAAACAUUGUACAUCACACGCGGAACCUCCCUUCCCAAUGAUUGGACAUUUACUAAAACCCCCUGCUGCAAUUUCCGAAAUAUCGAACAUAAUGGAGUGAAGGCGACUCUCUUGGAGGAGAAUCCCGCAGGAGUGAAACUCGAUGCUGAGAUGCUAUUCCGACAGCUCGUUCCCGAUGGAAAGCGGCUGAAAUCGAACUAGGUUGUAUUGCGGAUAAUGAAGCAAGUGUUACGAAGUAUAAAUUUUCGCUUUUUUAUUUAAAUAAUCCGGUUUGUCCUUUCGUUUUAUUCUGCGGAA
Messenger RNA from Toxorhynchites rutilus septentrionalis, 3985 nucleotides. RefSeq names its product isoleucine--tRNA ligase, cytoplasmic (gene IleRS). Gene Ontology annotation, molecular function: tRNA binding; isoleucine-tRNA ligase activity; ATP binding. The coding region runs from base 206 to 3889 and encodes 1227 amino acids. The transcript has 4 exons. Lineage: Eukaryota; Metazoa; Arthropoda; Insecta; Diptera; Culicidae. The record is from RefSeq and is a predicted model, not a curated record. Gene Ontology annotation, biological process: isoleucyl-tRNA aminoacylation.